This is a messenger RNA of Purpureocillium lilacinum, 1641 nucleotides long. RefSeq names its product putative beta-lactamase-like 1. The record is from RefSeq and is a predicted model, not a curated record. NCBI's taxonomy places the organism in Eukaryota, Fungi, Ascomycota, Sordariomycetes, Hypocreales, Ophiocordycipitaceae.
AUGAACAAGACUCUCUUCGGGCUCCUCGUCGGGGCUGCCGCUGCGCUCGCAACAACCAUCGGCGGCCGGUGCCCUCCAACCGGCCCCGUCCUCCCUCCUCCCAAGUAUCCCACCAAGCUGGACCCCCAGAGACUCUCAUCCAAGAUCGACGCCUUGGUCAAGAGCCCGGACACAAAGUGGAACGUCUCCACGACAUCCUUUUCCGUGCAGCUCACCUCGGCGGACGCCACGUUGUUCGAGUACCACCACACCGCCGCCAUCAAGAACGCGAGCGGCGUGAAGACGGUGGACUCGGAUACGGUAUAUCGUGUCAUGAGUGUGACCAAGACGGUCAACGUGCUGGCCUUGCUGCUGAAUGCUCCGCAUAAGCUCGACACCCCGAUUGGGGAUUAUGUCGAGGAGCUUAGGGGUUUCGAGCCGUACAAGGAUGUUACGCUGAGGAUGCUGGCCAGCCAGAUGGCUGGAGUGCCGAACAAAGGCUUUGCGUUUGAUCGGUACCUCCGCUACGGAGACGAGCUGGAGAAGGCGGGCUUCCCGAAGCCAGAUCCCAAGGACAUACCGACCUGCGACAACCUCUCCAUGAAGUCGUGCACCCGCGCGGAAAUGCUCGACGUCCUCAAGAGCAACAAGCUCGUGUUCAUGCCGGGCGACAAGACCGCGUACUCGGACCAGGCUUACAUGCUGCUCGGCUGGGCGAUGGAGAACAUCACGGGCAAGCCGUUCGAGCAGAUUAUUCGCGACAGCAUCACGGGCCCCCUGGGUCUCUCCGCGACGGGGUUCCAGGUGCCGGAGCUGUCGCGGGGGAUCAUCCCCGUGGGCAUCGGAGCCAGCUUCUUUGACCUGAGCAUCGGCAACUUUAACUACACCGCAGGCCUGUUCUCCACGCCGCGCAACCUGACGGCGUACACGCGCGCCAUCCUCAACAACACGCUUCUCACGCCCGCCCAAACCCGCACGUGGCUCAAACCCUCGUCCUUUGCCGGCUCCUACGCCAUGCACGUGGGCGCGCCGUGGGAAAUCUUCCGCCUCGCCCAUCUGACGCCCGACGGCCGCCCCAUCGACGUGUACACCAAGUCCGGCUCCAUGCCGGGCUGGGCCUCCUACGUGUUUCUCGUCCCCGAGUACAACAUCGGCGGGACCAUCAUGGUCGCCGCGGUAGAUGCCAACAGCCCCAGCCUCUCGCUGCUCGACGUGGUGACGGAAGCUGUGGUGCGCGAGGCGGACGCCCUGGCGAGGAACCAAGCUGAACAGAUCUACGCGGGUCGCUACUCGGGCAGCAACUCGUCGAACUUGGAACUUGUCGUGGACAAGGGGCCUGGCCUGCGGAUUAAGUCGUGGACGCGCGGCGGCAAGUCCAUACUCGCUGUGCUGGCGGACCAGAAAGGGGUUGAGGAUGCGGAGCUUGAUGCGCGCAUAUAUCCCAUCGGGGAGGAUGGCCGGUGGAGGAUGGUGCUGGAGAAGCUGGGCAAGAGGGUCGCGACGCCGUCGCGGCCGAGUGAGGCGUGCGCCAACUGGUUCAACUAUGAUACCUGGCGGUACGCGGGCCGUCCAGUGGACGAGUUUGACUUUGAGGUCACGGAGCAGGGCGCCGUGAAGAGUGUUUCUAAUCCGGGUGUACGCUCUACCAUGAUCAAGGCAUAG